UUCAGGUAAACAAUUUCAAAUGUGAAGUCAUGGAGGCGAAAUUGACGAAUUUGGGACUGUUGAUUUCACUUUAUCUAGUUAAUUAUGUGCAAGGACAAGUUAUAUCAGGAAAUAUUCUACAAAUUCUCCAGCGAACAACAGGAUUUUCUAAGUUUGCGCAGCUGGUUACCAGAGCACAACUUACGAGGUUCUACGAGUCUCCAACUACGAUGACGGUGUUUGCGUUUAAUGACACGGCUUAUAAUCAGCUACCAUACAGAGAACGCAACAUAAUAGACAGUUAUACGGAAACGGAGCUCAAAGAUUACCUCAAGUUCUGUACAAUCCCAGGAAAUCGCGUACCCACCACAGCUAUCCAGGACAACCAACAAUUACGGAGCAGCGACUCUAACGGGGACCGCCUCUUUUUCAAUCGCGUCCAGAGAAUGGACACAACUUCGGCCGGCACAUUUGGACCAAUCAAGUAUUACGUCAAUGGUGUGGAGAUUUCAGAGGGAACAAAUCGCGACAUCUCAGCCACCAAUGGGCUCGUUCAUGGUCUAAAUGGAGUCAUGCGUAAACCAAGUCAGAAAACAGCGUUUGGGUGGAUCCAAGAUCCAGAAGAUGCUUCACAGAGAUUUACGCGAUUCAUGGAUUUGAUGAGCUAUAUGUAUGUACAAGACAGCAUUAACGAUAUUUCAUCACCAGACAAGAUAACCACCUUGUUUGUACCCAAUGACAACGCAAUGCAAAAGAUUCCUAUCACACAGCUAGACAGACUCAAGAACGAUCCCACAGAAUUACAAAGGAUCCUACAAGCUCAUUAUGUUCCUAAUCGGGCCAUUUUCACCAACUGUAUCUCCCACAAUGAAGGCGUUACCAAUGCCAGAGGUCAACCACUGACCUUCAGGAAGCCAUCAGGUUACAAUGUGUAUGUUAACAGUGAUGGUGUCAGUGCAGCCAUUGUUGAGGGAAAUAUCACGGUGUCUAACGGAGUAGUUCAUGUGGUGGAUCAGCUGUUAGGAUUUGUGUACAACAACAUCCGGGAACAGAUUCAACGAGAGGGGACGAAAUUUGAACAGCUGAUAAAUCUGGGUACAGAGAACGUACGGAGCGCGUUGGUUCAGCCAUCUGGGGUGUCGGUCUUCAUGCCUCUGGACACGGCCUUCGCUAAGAUCGCUAACAUCCGCUGGGCCAACCUCAAUAGUAAUCAGACACUGGUGGACAUGGUGCUUCGACUCCAUAUUCUGAUCCCUAACAACCCUAUUAUCAUCUCCUCCUUGCCAGCGAUGAGUGGAUACGAAAGUCGCCAGUACAGACAGACCAUGUACUGCAAUGAGAGGGUCACCAUUUAUAAUGAAAGAAAUGAAACCUGGGUACAGGGAGGUAACGUGAAAGCUCGUGUGAUCCGGCCGGAUAUAAAGACCGUUAACGGGAUGAUCCACAUCAUCGACUCCGUUCUAGGAAUCCCCUACUUAGAUCUCCCCAUGCUGAUCUGUCAUGACGUCUGGCUACUGCGUACCUAUGACUACAUGCGGAGAGUGGGACUGAAGAACUACCUGACAGAUAGGAGAUUCACUGCGGAGAAGUGUAACUUUGAGAUCUAUGGCUAUCCUCCAAAUUACGGAUCAGCCGCUCUCACCAACCAGGGGACCACCUGCCCCACGUACUGUAGUCAGGCCCAGUAUCAGAACCAGUACCCCUGCAACUCUGCCCAGUGUCAGACAAACACUGGGGGGUCCACCACCUGCCCCACCUAUUGUGCCCAGGCCAACUACCAGAACCAGUAUCCCUGUAACACUGCCCUGUGUGCCAAUAGCAACAUAGGGAGCUCCACCUGUCCUACGUAUUGUUCGCAGGCCCAGUUCGCCAAUCAAUUCCCCUGUAACUCGGCCCCUUGUCAGACUGGGGGGUCUAACUGCCCCGCCUACUGUUCUCAGCCCCAGUACGCUAAUUCCCAGCAGUGCAUGAGUUGUAAUGGCGGUUCUACGACACAGUGUCAGUACGUCAGCUACUGCAGCGACCCGAGUAACGCCAAUAAAAGUCCAUGUAACACUUACCCCUGUAACAUGCUGAAUGGUAUGAACACUGGGUCACAGGGCACGUCUAACUAUGACAUGGGGUACUGUGGGACCACUACUGUGGCUUGUGAGUUCACCGUGUUUGUCCCUAAUUCCAGUGCUAUCGACUACUUCUCAGUGUCACUUAACGGGAACAGAGUCAUGAGAGAUACGCCAAGAUUCCAAUAUUUGUUUAAGCGGCUGAUUGUUCCGGGGAGGAUCUAUAUAGAGAAAAUGGGGAACGGAAACCACCAGAUGAAAAUGCUAAACGGGGAGACAAUUAGUCUCACCAAAACCAAUGACAGAGAUGUGCGGAUCUAUUUUGGAGGAGCCUCAGCUAAUGUUAUUCACAUGGACGAGGGGGCGACAAAUGGGGUGAUGCAUAUCAUUGACCAGUUAUUAUUUGUUCAGGAUGACCUCACGAGAAAUGUGAACUCGGCGGGUCAUGUGACAUUUUCCUUGUGGCUUGUGUUAGGGACGUUAAUGAUCAAGUAUGCCUUAUUCAACACGAGAUGAUUCCUGAGGAUUGUUGUUGCCAUGGGAACCAUUGUCCACUAAAAUACUUUUUAUAUAUAUAGUAUCCAUUUUUUUUUUUACUGUGUAUAUAGAUGAAUAUUUUUUAUACAACAUAUUAUAUAUGUUUCUAUUUCUUUGUAAGUGAUCACUUUAUGAUCCAAUGUUAAUGAUUUUUUU
Messenger RNA from Saccostrea cuccullata (small rock oyster), 2732 nucleotides. Its product is annotated as fasciclin-1-like. Bases 30 to 2555 code for a protein of 841 amino acids. The transcript has 13 exons. Gene Ontology annotation, cellular component: extracellular matrix. NCBI's taxonomy places the organism in Eukaryota, Metazoa, Mollusca, Bivalvia, Ostreida, Ostreidae. The record is from RefSeq and is a predicted model, not a curated record. Gene Ontology annotation, molecular function: cell adhesion molecule binding. Gene Ontology annotation, biological process: cell adhesion; extracellular matrix organization.